ACAAGAUCUACGUGCAUUUUUGUUAACUAUGAAUGAUUUUAACCGAAUGAUUGUUCGUUUUCAUUCAUAUUAUCGUGGAUGUCAAUGCAAAGACGAAGUGGUCACUGUUAACUUCGUGACAGAUUCCACAUGAAAGCUAUACUGAGCUGAGGGAGCUUUUGUGGUAAUGAAGAUUUGUUGGACGUGGACAACAUUCAUCCAUCCAAGAUGUGGGCCAAGGCCAGCAAACUGGACGUUGUGUAUCGAAAAAUUCUUCUCACCAAAUUCUUCACCAAAGGAUGGGGGUCGGUAGAAAUACUCAAAAGGAUCUGUGAGUUCAGCAAAGUGAUUUCAGAUCGUUCCAUGUGUAAACACCUGGUGGACAGAAGUUACCCCAUCUUUAUUGAUAAAAAUGAGAAAUGGGGCGAGUGUCGUCUUAUCGAGGGACACUUCUUGUCACCAUUUGCCAAAUACAUGAAAGGAAUCAUGCCCAAGGAAGUUGAAACAGCAAGAUUUCAGUUUCUCUUACCACUGAAGUGGAGGACAGAAAAACGGCCGGUAUGCAUCCACCUUGCUGGCACAGGGGACCAUGGUUUUUGGAGGCGGAGAACCAUUAUGGCCAGGCCUCUCCUGAAGGAACAUGAAAUUGCUUCAAUUAUCCUGGAGAACCCAUUUUAUGGACUUCGAAAACCCAAAGAGCAACUGCGUUCCAGUCUGCACAAUGUGAGUGACCUGUUUGUGAUGGGAGGAGCGUUGAUUCUAGAGACCCUGGCACUGCUACAUUGGUGUGAGAAGGAAGGGUACGGCCCUCUAGGUGUGUCUGGUGUAUCUAUGGGUGGCCAUAUGGCAACCCUUGCUGCGACAAAUUGGCAUAAACCCCUAGCCCUUAUUCCAUGCCUAUCCUGGAGUAAUGCCACGCCUAUUUUCACCCAAGGGGUAAUGAGUGGUGCCAUUCCAUGGAAGACCCUCGCCUCCGAGUACGUCUUCCACUCAGAGUAUGAAGCAGAGAUCCUCAGGAAACUCAUGAAGUGCCCACAGUACGAUGCCUUCCGACUUGGUCAGGAAUUUGCUGUCAACUUUCCAGACAGCAUAGAAGAACUUGGAGAUGUUAAAUUAAAAUCCGGGUUCGGGUCUGCAAAGUAUAAACAGACUACCUCUGCAUCAACAAGUGAAAUGCCUUCUGAGAAGGCCACCAGUACUUCAGGUCUAGACCAGGAAUCCCUGAAAUCCAAUUCGGGUGUUCAAGCUAAGGUUAGCAAUGCAAUUUAUACAAAGCCAGACCUGUUUCAAAGUGAAGCAACAAAUGUGUCUGGAAGCUAUUUAUCAUCCGACCAAACACACCGCAGUAUUAAGACAGAUGAAUCUACACAAGAGGUGAACACAAGUGCUCAUUUGUCUGAUAGCCAGUCUGCACAAACUCUGAACAGUCACCCCGUCAAGGGUAUACACACACAGAGCACGUGCAAUGCGAGGACAGCACAAGAGAUGCUCCUAGAUCCGUCAAUUGAGCCCUUGACGAGACCCAACCAGGCCCAUGCAGAUCCAGAAACUACUGCAGAAAUAAAAGCGAGUUGGUUCGCUAAGUCUAGUCAGAAGAGGUCAUCAUCUGGUGAAAGGUCUUCAAAAACAACAUUCAGUUGGACCAAAGACAGCGGCGCAUCUUCCAAGAAAAGUGAGAAGCGACCGAAGUGGAAGCCAACAAAGGAGGAGUACGCCAAGCUGAGAGAUGAUGCUCUACACUUCAUGGAAGGAGUGAUGGAUACAGCCACAUUUGUUGGCAACUUCUCCAAGCCCGUUGACCCUGAGCUUGUAUUUUCAGUCCUGGCUAAACAGGACGCAUACAUCCCCUGGCAUCAGAUGCAGAACUUGGCCGAGAUGUGGCCUGGCAUUCAGGUGCGUUACAUCAACUCUGGUCAUGUGUCAGCCAUUCUGUUCCAGCAGCACCACUUCAGGACAGCAAUUAAUGAUGCCUUUAAAAAGAUGGAGGAGAAGUACAAUGGUGUCUACCCAGAAGAAUCGUGAUGGUGGAUGUGAAGUUAGAAGAAUGGUUCCAACAACAGUGAGGAGGGGGGGGGGGCAGCUGUUCAAUCUCGUUCAGAAACUGCAAGGACCACAGGAUUUAUUGGCGUCAGAUGCCUGUCCUAUUAGUAAGUGUGACCAAAUUCUACUGGCUCAAUUGAUCCCCAGAGGACCUUAGGGAUGGGAUUGAAUUUUGGUUUGAGGAUUUAUGCAAGAAUUGGACUUUUACAUACAUACUUCUAAGAUUUGAGGUCUUCUCAGAAUUAUAAAGUUUUUGCUAUAAGAAAUACCUUUGAUUGAUGAAUUAGGCGAUUUUUGGUAAAAGUGGACACAAAUGUACAGUCCAGCUUUUGAGCAAGAAGUAAAAUGGAAAAAAAUUGAUCUUUUCCCAUGUGGAAUUACUUGUUCAAUUUCUUUAUUUUGGGAUGUUCGUCGUUUGAAGAUGCUGUAAGUUUACGAUAAUGUUUGAUUUCUGAAAUGAUUGUAAAUGCUGCAUAGCUAUUGAAAUGUUUAUUGUUUGAAGUUAAUCUUCUGAAUGCCUUAGAUCUGGUUGUUGUUUCCUUAAAUAUCAACUUGAAAGAAAUUUACAUUACUGACUCUUUUGUUAUAGAAAAGUAAAUGAGUGCGUUUGUAACAAAGUAAAACUUUAUAAAAAUGUAUCAACUUGUAAGACCAGAUUUUGAUCAGUGUCACACCUGAAAAACAUUACAAUGGAAACUGUAUUGCAACAAAUAUAUUGGAACAAAGAUAACCAUCCUUCAUCCAGUCUGUGUUGAUGUAUUUUACAUCACAACACAGACUGGUGCUACACUGGUUUUCUUUGGCACUGGUACUUCAGUGUUAAUUUCACACUACAUUUGUAUAGUCUUUGAACUGGGAAGCAUGCAGAGUGCUGCCACGGGGAAAAAUAAUAUUUGAAGGGGGGGGGGGGACACUAGUUUUUCAGAUUGAAUUUCGACAAAAUGUCCUACUUAUGACCAAAUUAAAACCAGACACAACAAGGAUAUAUAGUCAAGAAAGGGAUUUUGUUCAAGUUGAUUUUAAAAAAUAUAAGAAUUUAUGUCGGUAAGAAAGUCAAGAAAUUGUUCACAUGUUAAAGGAAGUAAUAUACAAAUAGAUGUUGUACCAGCUGUGUGUAUUUUGGGCCUGCUAAAGUGCCAUGGGCAAACAUUGGAAAGAGGCACUACUGUUCGGUCAGCGUUACUUUCUGACCUUAGUGAGGGCGUUGCUUUAGCUUGUGACAUCAGACGCAAAGCCGCUAUGGGUUGCUCAUCGGCGGAGCUGCCAACCCCCCAGAGCUGCCAAUAAAUACGUUCUCCCUGAUUAUGGAAACUUUCCCUAUUAUGUUAAAUGUAAUUCUAAAACAUCUCCCUGAAUACAAGAUGCAAAUUGUUGGCAGCUCUGCAUCGAUACAGUGAAUGGGGAAAAGUCAACAUUUAAGCAAAUGUUGUACAUGGCAGAUGCAGUGAUUGUGACAUACGGAAAU
Molecule: messenger RNA, 3484 nt
Organism: Asterias rubens (European starfish)
Lineage: Eukaryota; Metazoa; Echinodermata; Asteroidea; Forcipulatida; Asteriidae
Product: protein ABHD18-like
Exons: 11
Coding region: 208-2001 (597 amino acids)
Source: RefSeq, a predicted model, not a curated record